Messenger RNA from Ceratotherium simum simum (southern white rhinoceros), 1813 nucleotides. It is a transcript of the gene PACC1, whose product is annotated as proton activated chloride channel 1. Lineage: Eukaryota; Metazoa; Chordata; Mammalia; Perissodactyla; Rhinocerotidae. The record is from RefSeq and is a predicted model, not a curated record. Gene Ontology annotation, cellular component: cell surface.
CGCCUGGUCUCGGGGCCGCCCCUCCGAACCAGUUUAGCCUCGCGGAGCGGGCAGGUCCCGGCACUGUGGCCGGGGUGCUCGCCUCGCCGCUCCUUUCGGCCGUAGCGGGCUCAGGUGUGCCUUAGCUCCGGUCAUUGCCAUGAUCCGGCAGGAGCUCUCCACAUCCUACCAGGAGCUGAGUGAGGAGUUGGAUCAGGUGGUUGAGAACUCAGAGCAGGCGGACGAGCAGGAAAAGGAGACAGUCAAAGUCCAAGGUGCAGGAAUCUUACCGGCCCUGGACAGUGAGUCUGCCUCCAGCAGCAUCCGCUUCAGCAAGGCUUGCCUGAAGAACGUCUUCUCGGUCCUGCUCAUCUUCAUCUACCUGCUGCUCAUGGCCGUGGCCGUCUUCCUGGUCUAUCAGACCAUCACAGACUUCCGUGAGAAACUCAAGCACCCUGUCAUGUCGGUGUCUUACAAGGAGGUGGAUCGCUAUGAUGCCCCAGGUAUUGCCCUGUACCCCGGGCAGGCCCAGUUGCUCAGCUGUAAGCACCAUUACGAGGUCAUUCCACCUCUGAGGAGCCCUGGCCAGCCGGGAGACAUGGACUGCACCACCCAGAGGAUCAACUACACGGACCCUUUCUCCAAUCAGACCCUGAAAUCCGCCCUGAUCGUGCAGGGGCCCCGCGAAGUGAAGAAGCGUGAGCUGGUCUUCCUCCAGUUCCGCCUGAACAAGAGCAGCGAGGACUUCAGCGCCAUCGACUACCUGCUCUUCUCUUCCUUCCAGGAGUUUCUGCAAAGCCCAGACAGGGUGGGCUUCAUGCAGGCCUGUGAGAGCGCCUAUUCCAGCUGGAAGUUCUCUGGGGGCUUCCGCACCUGGGUCAAGAUGUCCCUGGUGAAGACCAAGGAGGAGGAUGGACGGGAAGCAGUGGAGUUCCGGCAGGAGACGAGCGUGGUUAACUACAAUGACCAGAGGCCAGCUGCCGAAAAAAGUGCUCAGCUGUUUUUUGUGGUCUUUGAAUGGAAAGAUCCUUUCAUCCAGAAAGUCCAAGAUAUAAUCACUGCCAAUCCUUGGAACACAAUCGCUCUUCUCUGUGGGGCCUUCUUGGCAUUAUUUAAAGCAGCAGAGUUUGCCAAACUGAGUGUGAAAUGGAUGAUCAAGAUUAGGAGGAGAUACCUUAAAAAAAGAGGUCAGGCAACGAACCACAUAAGCUGAAGUUGCCUCGUGUGGUUCAUAGACCUGCCUACAUCAAUGGAAGUUCUCAUCACUUCCGCUUUGAUAAACCGAGCUACCAGCAAUCCUGUACUCACUUGAAGAAGCGGGCCUGCUGGGAGGAACAGCCUCUCCAACUGCAGCUUCUAACCUGGCCCAAAAAGAGGCUGUUUAGAGCCUAAUGGAACAGAUCCAGUGGAUGACGUAAAAGUUAUUUAAGUACUUAAAUUAUUAACAUUUUUUGACAUAUGACAUAUGAAUAGGGUUUGUGGAAGAUGGAAUUAGGUAUAUACCAAGUUUUCUGAAGAUGUGUGAAGCUGCCUUUCUUCUUACUUGGUUUGGUGUAUAGUUAAGCUCUAACAGGACAAUUAAGGGUCUACUUUUUACCUUAGGUGUUUUUUUCCUGAGGUUUUUAAAGUGGACAGAAGAGAGUGUGAUUUUUUUUCCCUCCCAAAUCCUGACUAUCCAGAUGUGUAGGUCGUGCUUUGAAACCUAUGCACUGUACACAAAGGCAGAAGCCCUUAUGUCGCUGGCAUCAUCUGCCGUUUACAUUGUCUAGCCUCUGACAAGCUCAUUUGUUAAAUAUUAAAUGAGACUUUUUUAAAGUUACUAGAAACUAGUAAU